CCCCGGCCUGGCGGGGCUUCCUCCCGGCCGCCAUGGCCGCGCCCGCCGCGGGGACCGAGCUGCCCGUGCCCGAGUCAGGUGCUGUUUUCACAUUCGGGAAAAGCAAAUUUGCAGAAGACAUUCCUAGCAAGUUCUGGUUCAAAAAUGACAAGCCUGUACUUAUAUCAUGUGGAGAUGAACAUACAGCUAUUAUUACAGGGAAAGGUAAACUGUACAUGUUCGGCAGUAACGACUGGGGCCAGUUAGGACUAGGAUCAAAGAACACUGUCAGCAAACCAACCUGUGUUAAAGCUUUAAAACCAGAAAAACCAAAACUUGCUGUAUGUGGAAGAAACCACACUUUAGUUUACACAGAAAAGGGAAAUGUCUAUGCUGCUGGAGGUAACAGUGAAGGCCAGUUGGGAUUAGGUGACACAGAGGAAAGGACCACGUUUCAUUUAAUUAGCUUUUUCACCAACCAGCACAAGAUCAAGCAACUAUCAGCUGGAUCAUACACCUCAGCAGCAGUAACUGAGGAUGGGCAGCUCUUUGUGUGGGGUGAUAAUUCAGAAGGGCAGAUUGGCCUGGCCAGUGAAGCCUCUGUCAGUGUCCCCUGCAAAGUGGAUAUUGGAAAACCUGUUUCCUUUGUAUCCUGUGGAUAUUAUCAUUCUGCCUUGAUUACAGGAGAUGGUGAGCUCUAUACUUUUGGAGAAGCUGUGAAUGGGAAACUGGGAUUAUUCCCUGAACAGCUGAAGAACAAUAGAGUCCCACAGCCUGUACUGGGAAUUAUGGAAAAGGUUAAUAAGGUUGCUUGUGGUGGAGAACACACUGUGGUGUUGACAGAGACAGACGUUUAUACUUUUGGACUUGGACAGUAUGGGCAGCUGGGACAUGGAACUUUUGUGUUUGAAAGUUCAGUACCGAAGCCUGUGAAACGCUUGAAGAGGCAUAAAAUUUGUAACAUUGCAUGUGGGGAAAAUCACACUGCUGUGAUAGCAGAGAAUGGCCUGAUGUUUACUUUUGGAGAUGGACGACAUGGAAAGUUAGGAUUUGGAGAAGAGAGUUUUACAAAUCUGUUUGAUCCCACUCUGUGUUACAAUUUCUUGAAAUUCACAGUCCUUUUGGUUGCUUGUGGGGGUUGUCACAUGCUGGUUUUUGCUGCUCCAAGACCUAAAGGAUCUGAAAUACCCUUGGAAGAUUUAUAUGAGCCUCGUUUGACUGCUGCUACCUCUCAAACCAGAGGGGACUUUGUACUGGCAAACACUUUACAGUUGUCAGCAGCACGAAUGCGACGUCGAGAGAGGGAAAGGUCACCAGAGCAGUUUGCUCGAAUGGCACAAACUCUGCCUGCAAUGGGGGAAGGCUUCUUAAAAUCUUCAUUGCCUGUGGCAAGCAACACCAGCCCAUUCUGGUUUUCUGCAACAAGUCGUCCUAAAGCUGAAUCUGGGAGGGAUGGAGACCAUGACAAAGAAAAUAAUCAUCAAAAAGAUAAACCUAGUGAAGUUUCUUCAGAACAAGACUCAGAUAAUGAAAAUAUUGACAGAAACCUUGGGGAUACAACUGACAUCCUAAAUAUGACACAUGCAAUGAAGUUGAAUCCUGGUGACUGGUCCUUAAAAUUAUCACCACUCCAAAAACAGAAGGAAGAGGGGGAAGAAGGAGAUGAGGAGGAAGGGGAUUUAGGAGAGGAGGAAGAAGAGGAUGAGGGAGAAGAAGAUGAGGAGGAAGAAGAAGAAGAAAAAGAAGAAGAAGAAAUAGAAGAAGUAGAAGAACUAGAAGAAGUAGAAGAAGUAGAAGGAAAAGAAGAAACAGGAAGAGAUGAAACAAAAGAAGGAACAGAGAAAAAAGAGGAAAAAGAGGAAAAAAAUGAAAAAGAAAAGGAUCGUAAAUCACCUGAGGGAGAGACAAGCAGUAGUAGUAGCACUGGGGAAACUGGAGAGACAGAGGAGACUACUCAGAAAGAGACCGUCUUUCAGCAGGAGAAGGAAAGCACUGACAAUCACACUGUGAACAAUUCUUCAGAGAACACUGAUGACCAAAAAACUGGAGGAAUUGUGGGGAGAAAAAAGUUUUCCCUGUUUAAGCGAAAGCCACUGACAAGCCAGAAGAAUGUAUGUAGCAGAAAGGAAGACAGCUCUGAAAAGCCAUUGCAGAGUGAAGAAAAGGAAAAGGAAGAUUUAACUGGUGAAGGCAGUAAGGAUGAAAAUCAGAAUCAUACACUGGAGAAUUCCAGUGAAACUGUGACUAACCAGGACAGAAGGAUGAAAGUUAAUACAUGUAUAUUGCUGUAACACUGUUAUAAUACAUGAGAAUGUGACAGUCUUAAAGCAUACAGUGCAAUUUUUACUUGAAAACAGUUAUGACUAGAGAUGUUGAUGGCUGCUUUUUUUUUUUUUUAUUGAUUGGAUUGCUGUAAUUUUAAAUAGGCAGAUGAUUUUCUUGGUAUUUAUUGGUAAUUUUAAUAGUUCAAAAUGAUAUGCUUAUCAGCGCCUUGCUGGAGUUCUGUGGCCUUACCUGUUGAUGUUCUAAAGAAAAAUAUGGGGGUUUUUUAUGUGAAAAGUUGAAUACAAGCAUUUUAUGGUUUUGCUAAAUAAUUUUAUUCUGUUUCAGUCUACAGAGUACCACUUUCAGCAUGACACUCUUGCAAAAUUAUAAUAUUUGAUAUAUUACUUGGUUUAACAACCUAGUUAAGAAUAUUUAAGGUACUCAGAAAUAUACAUGUUUCUUUCUGUUUUGACAUAGAAAAAAUAGCAGUAAAACUUUCAAGCUAACUUGUAGGCCAUUAUGGAAGAAGUUACUUGAGUAUGUGCCUAAUUUCACACAUGGCAGCAGUCCCAGUGGAAACAGUAUAAGGAUGGAAAUAUCCUGCCAAACUGGGACAGGGAGAAAGCUUUUAUUCCUGAGAGGUGCUGAAAACCUUUGCUCCUGCUGAAAUUGGCAUAAGCUGAUGGGCUUCUCUCCUACUGAAUCAGGCCCAGUGAAAACUGGACACCCUCACUCUUGUUUCACUUGAAUUCUAAUCCUGUAUUCUCUAAACAUCCACACCUUAAUGAGUCUCCAGUGAAGCUUUUCCUCACAGGAAAAUAAUGCAACCAGAGGUACUGUGGCAUCAGUAUGACAGACUGAUCAUCAUGGAGUAAAUAUUCAUAUUUUUCUCAGGCAGACUGGCUUUUCUUCAGAUGGACACUUGGCAGGAGGAGCCAAAAAUCAGUACAAAUAAAAACUGCUUAACACCACUUAGCAUUAAGAAGCAGGAAUUCUUUAUUCAGCCAGAUGCUCAAGGGGAUAUCUCCUCCAAAAUAUUGUGCAGGCUGAGUACAGAAAAAGCUCCUGAUGAGAUACUGUAUUUUUCAUACAUAGUCAUUGAUUUUCCCAGAAUGAACAAACACAUACUGAAUAAUUUCCCUGAAAUCAUUAAUAAAUUUUCCCUCCCAUUUACACAGUUCUUCUGUCCUAGAGGUCCCUUUGCUGGUCCCUGGUGCUCAGUGACCCCCGCAGUGAUCCCUGACCACACAGUGAACUGGCAAAAGGUGGGACAACUGGGCUGGUUGCUUUCCGGUUCUUCCUUCAAUUUCCCUAGUUUCAGAGUUGCUUAAAUUUUAUAUAAUAGGUCAGAAGUGUCCAGAAUUGAUUUCAUCCUAGGAGUUGGUUCACCUGCAUGCUUUGUCCUUAUAAGUAUGGCAGGUGCCCAGAUUCUUUCACGAGGCUUCCUCUGUGCUCCCAUAAUCAUCAUACUAAAAACCUGGAUGCUUGGGUCAUCCUUUGCCAGAGUUAAUUAGGAUCCUUUUGUGUCUUUUAUUUUUCUUUGGGCUACUCCUGGGUUCUGCAGUGAACCUUACAUGAGGGGUUUUUUUCUCCAUUAUAUUCACAUAUUUUCUUAUUUCUCUGAAUGCUCAUGUGGUUUUCAUGUGGUUCUACUUGGAUACUGUUGAGAAGAGUAAAGUGGAGAAGGAGAAAUAAAGUAAUUGGUGCCGUCAUUAAUUUAAAUAAGCUUUAAUUAUUUUUUAAGGGGAGAUCAGUCACAGAUAUUGUUACUGUAAGAACAAUUUCUUUUUUUAAAGGUGAACUAAGUUAGUGAGAAAUAUUACUUUGAAAUUGGAAUUACUGUCAAACUUAACACUACAGAAGUUUAUGCAAUGGACUGUAAACUGCUGUGUGUCUGAGCAGUUUCAGGGACUGGUACAUUUAUCUUGUCCAUGUACUUUGCUCAACAAGAAGCAGGAGCAUAUUAACCCAUUCCAAUGUCUUUUCUACAUGUCUUCAUUUUUAAUAAAAAAGAUUAAACAAAUAAA
Motacilla alba alba is the source of this 4271-nucleotide messenger RNA. It is a transcript of the gene RPGR, whose product is annotated as retinitis pigmentosa GTPase regulator. The transcript is spliced from 18 exons. Lineage: Eukaryota; Metazoa; Chordata; Aves; Passeriformes; Motacillidae. Bases 33 to 2270 code for a protein of 745 amino acids. The record is from RefSeq and is a predicted model, not a curated record.